AGAUCCUUCCCUUCACAGUUGUUGUCCACCGGACAUCCAACAGAAAUACUAAGAAGAUUGAGUCGUUUUCAGAAGCAUUACUAUCAACCAGGAUUCACAAUGGUCGGCGGUGGCUGGAUGACAGUGGAGCAAAACACAAGGCUAGAAAAGGAUCUCAUUCACCCGAAUUCGGUUUGGCUUCAAGACCGCGUCGUGAAGUUCGAGCCGAAGAAGAACAUGGUGAAGUUAGGAAAUGGUGAUGAGGUUACGUAUGAUUAUAUGAUUUUGGCCACAGGUGUGCAGCUUCGAUGGGAUAUGAUCAAAGGCCUGCCGGAAGCUUUCGAUACUCCUGGUGUCACCUCAAAUUAUACACCAUUUCUCUGCCCGAAGACUAACAAGGAAUUGAACACUGUUACGUCCGGUAACUGUGUGUUCACUUUUCCAAACACGCCAAUCAAAUGUGCCGGAGCUCCACAAAAGGUGUUGUACUACGGUGAAGAGAUCGUCCGUAAUCGUGGUUACCGUGAUAAAACGCACUUCAUCUACGCUACUUCUUUACCACGGCUCUUCGGAAUAGAGGGUUAUUUGAAGUCGUUGGUCAAAGUUGCUAAAGAGAGGAACAUCGACGUACGUACGAGGCAUAAUUUGAUCGAAGUUGAUCCGAAGAAUAAAAUCGCCAAAUUCGAGCUUCUCGACGAGAACAGCCUACCGAAUGGAGAAUAUUCAGAGAUACCGUACUCAUUACUACACAUUGCACCACCAUGCUCCACUCCACCGGCUGUGCGAGAAUGUCGUGAGCUGACCGACGAAAAGGGCUGGGUUGACGUGGAUCCUAAAACAUUAAGAUCGAAACACUUCCCUAAUGUGUUCGCGGCGGGUGAUUGCAUGAACACGGGCAAUGCGAAGACGGCCGCGGCAGUUUCCAGCCACCUGAAGACAGUUGAAAAGAAUUUGACCGCGGUGUUGGAAGGGCGAGGAGCCACCAGCAAA
Molecule: messenger RNA, 969 nt
Organism: Ostertagia ostertagi
Lineage: Eukaryota; Metazoa; Nematoda; Chromadorea; Rhabditida; Trichostrongylidae
Source: the annotation of a GenBank genome assembly